Molecule: messenger RNA, 5770 nt
Organism: Paramuricea clavata
Lineage: Eukaryota; Metazoa; Cnidaria; Anthozoa; Malacalcyonacea; Plexauridae
Source: the annotation of a GenBank genome assembly
AUGCCGUUAUAUUGUGUUGCACCUGGAUGUAAAAGCAAGCAGACGAGCGACGAAAAAACAACAAGAAAAUUUUUAGCUCUUCAUAGGUAAGCGUAGAUUUUAUAUUGCGGAAUACACAAGUGCAUUGUUUUUAUAUCGCAAUGCUUUUGUUGUGUAAAUUGCGGUCUAAAUUAAAUGCGUCAAACCGGAAAUUUGUUUGUUGAAUAAUUAUAUAAAAAUUUUAAAAAGCCCGCGUUGCUUGUGUUUUGAUACAAAGAAACAUGGCGGAAAAAUUUCAUGGACACGAUCAUGCGAUACUGACGAGAAAGACGAUUGUAAACAGUAAAAAUAUAAAGUUUUUCAACUACAAAGUCACAUUAUUCACAAAGUGUAAAAUGAUGUUUAAUAUGUCAGGUUUGCUAAAUAUUUGCUGAAUACAAACUAUCAAAACAGUACAAUUAAAGGAUUUUGUGGAUUUACAAAGAAUUGCAAAAGUUUUUCAUGGCCAGGAUGAGGAUAUAAAAACGAUAGCUUGAUGACCGAGGACUUGCAAAAGAUUUGUAAAGUGGAUGUAACUAUAUAGAGUGGUGGUAAACAGCGAACAAUAUUAAGGAACUGUUGCUGUUGUAAAUUUCCUUUAGUUUUUAUACAAAUAUGAAAUAUAGAAAUUAUUUUCAUAUUGUUUUUAAAAAAUCAAUACAGUAUAUACUUUAAAAAAAAUUUUCAAUACAAACACCCAAAUUAGACAUUGUGGUAAAGAUUCGUAGUACGGCAAAAAAGGGCAGUCCGAGUGACCACUUGCAUUUUAAAUGUUAUAUAAUGAAUAUAAUUUUGCCUCUUCCAGGGUACGUAGCUCAGGGGAUAGGAUGUCCCUAGUGCCCGAGAUCAUAUAAACAGCACUUAAGAGAUGACUUUUGCAAACUUUGUUUUCCCAUUAGCUGGUAGAGCAAUGUGCAAAUGUGCCCAUUUAAAAAACUUUAGUUAGUAUCUAAUCUGUUUGAUGCCAGACAUGUUUACUUGUCAGUGGUAGAGUACUGCCAGAAAAUGGGUCAACAAACUUAUGACACUUACACUGCCAAUCAGCCAAUGUCUCUUAUUAACACAUGUAGCUGGCAGUGCACCCAACAGGGCCUCUUUUAACAUAUAGAGGCCCCUGAGAACUACCUGCAGAAGGUGGUCAACCUGCAAUUACGUAUCAAAGUGAGAAAUUGAUGUUAAGUUGUUAACAUUUCUGAGUUUGACCAUCAUGUGCAGGGCUGUAACUAGCUAUGAGUGAACCGAGUCUGUUGACUCAGCAGGCCAGAAUUUGGGGACUGAAAUUUAAACAUCGCCAGAAACCUAAACCAUGAUGACUGAAAUAAUUUGUUCAUGAAACAAGGCAUGGAAUGGCAUUAUAGGACGAUGUUUAGUUUUUCCAAGUAAAGAUACUUCAAAGAGACCACCCUAUCUUGCUCUUCAGUGACACUGAGAAGACAAAUGCGCCGAUUUCAAGUACCCCUUUAGAGGCUCGCGCCUUCUGUGGUCGACUCGGUUGUUUCAGAAUGCUAGUUACGGCCUAAUCUGCUUCCCAGUGAUGUAUACUUAUUAGUUAAACCAUGCAUAUAUGUGCUGGUAGCUGCAGUGAUAGACUUGCUGACUGGAACUUCUUGAGGUCCCCCGCAAAAUAUGUCCCCUCCAGUUACAUAUCCUUAAAAGAGGCCCUGGCACUCUUUGUGCCCUACUUUGUUAUUUACUCUGUCUAACGCUAGACAAUUUUACUUGUCAGUGGUGAAGUACUGCCAGUAUAUUGGUUAAUUAAACAAAUUUAUUUGUGUUGUGUUAAUUAAUAAAAGAUCACACAAAAUUGAUUUUUGCAUUUAUUUAAUUAAUAAUUACAAACUGGUUUGUCAGUUGCUUUUUAACAAAUUACAGUUGUAUAGCAAGGGGUGGGGGGGGAGAGAAAUUUUUAUUGUUUCUGACAUUUAAGAUACAGAAACUUACAGACCAUGUCAAGUCCGUAAUGUAAACAAAUCCUUUUUUUACAUUUUGAACUGCUAUAUUUGUAAAAUAAGACAUACUAACUGAAUAUCUGACACUUUUCUGGUUCACAAUUGUAAAUUUAUAUAAACUAGAGUACGUUUCAAUUCAAAAAAGUUCGAAAGAUGCAAAAUUUGGGCAAUGUUUAUAUCUGUGGGCCGCCAUAGCAGCAUAGCCGCCAUUACAACAUGCAGGCUUUUAGCCAAGGCCAUAAAAGAGGGCGUCCAAUUUUGUAUAAUGAUCAUCUACAGUAAAGAGGGGGGAGAGGAGGGGGGGAUGGGUUAGAGAAAACGUUCCUCUGGAAAACGUUUGAAGUUUACUUUACUUCAUGUCAGUAUCUGUUCCAAGCUCGUUCAAAAUUUUUCAAAACACACUUGGCUGUGUGAGUUUGUGUCGCUAUGCUUCCUUACUUAACUAUGCAUGACACUUUCACUCAGCCAGGUACACAUCAAAUUGAUCAAAAUAUCUAAUGUAUAAUAAUGAAAAUUGAAGCUAUUUUGUUUCAGAUAUAUUAAUAUACUUAGGGAAAUAAUUGAAAAUAAUUUCCCUUUUUCCCCAGAAUUUGGACAUCCAUUUUUCGUUCAACAAUACAACAGCUUGUUGAUUUAACAUUUCAUCAUCUUCUAUUUGGCAAGGAAAGUUGCAUGCUCCUAAAAAGAAAAACUUAUAAUUAACUUGCCAAAUAUGAUACCCUCCUAAAACAUAUGACAUCCUCCUCACUGACACUUUCCAACAUUCUCAAAUUACUUUUGUUUGGACUUUCAUGUAGACUUAAACCACCUAUGUACAGUUGAAAUGCUCUAUUUCAAAAGUAUUUACAGAAAUGUACUGUGAAGAAAUGUGGAGAAAUGUACUGACAUUUUUUUAGAAAUUGUUACAUGACAUUUCUCACUGCAUUUGAAUCACAGUAUAAUAAUUUACAUACACAAUGUAGAUUCCCUCUGAAAGAUGCAGCAUUAACCCAUAAAUGGGAAGACGCAAUGGGAAACAAAGAUGGAAACUGGAAGGCAACACCUUGCAGUCGCCUGUGCAGCAAUCAUUUUCUUCCAAGUGACUACCUGCAUUCAAUAUCAGUACAAAAAUGUAAAAAGUGACCAUGCCUGAAGAAGAAUGCAGUGCCAUCUGCUUUUGGAGACAACAAUCAAGCAUGGAAAUCAAGCAGUCCAAAACGAAGUGCACCUGAUGACUUCACUGUUUCACCCAGAAAAUUAAAAAGAAUUUCAAUAGAAUUCCACAACUAUGCCAAACAUUGGUCUGAGGAACCAACCAUACCUGAAACCAUACCCGAAUCACCUGCAACCAUACCUGGACCACCUGCAACCAUCCCUGAACCACCUGCAACCAUACCUGUCGUCCCACAUUAUAAUCAAAGUGAAACCCCCAAAGAAAAUCAAAAGCUGAAAAAGUUAAAAAUAAAGGUUAGAAAAGAAAAAAACAACCUGAAAAACUCCCAUUCUUGCCAUAAUUAAUUCAGUUGAUUUAUUAUAACAUAUGUAGCUUGAGUCUCAAGUUGUUAUUCUAUAGACUAUCUUUUGUUUUAUGAAGGUGAAAACUCUACAGCAAAAAUUAAGAAGACGGAAUUCAAAAAUUAAGAGCAUGAAACAAAUUAUCAACCAACUUGAAAAGAAGAUGCUUAUUUUAAAGCACGAAGCUGAUUUGAUGCAUAACAAUUUUGAUGGAAUAAAGCUAGCUCUGUUCCAGAAUGUGAUGAAGAAUUCCAAGAGAGCAGCAAAAGGAAGGAGAUACUCCGAUGAAGUGAAAGAAUUUGCUGUAACAUUACAGUAUUACUCUGCGAAAGCCUACACCUACGUAAGGAAAAUACUACCUUUGCCGCACCCCUCCCUUAUUCAGAAAUGGGCACGUUCCAUCAACUGUGAACCUGGUUUUCUUACUGAGGCAUUUGAAACGCUCCAACAAGAAUGUGAGAGUAACAAUGAGAAGAAAGAUUGCUGUUUGGUGAUUGACGCUAUGGCAAGAAAACAAGCAAUCUGGGAUAAAGCCAAGAAGAAGUACACAGGUUUUGUAGACUAUGGAAAUGGUAUACAGCUGGAGCCAACUGAAACACUAGCAUCUGAAGCACUAACAUUUGAACUAGUGGGAUUACGAAGCCACUGGAAAAUACCUAUUGGUUAUUUUUUCACUGACAAGACAACAGCAUCUGUCCAAGCAUCUCUUAUUAAAGCAGCACUCACUAUGGCACAUCAGCAUGGUUUGAAGAUUUGGUGCAUAACAUGCGAUGGGACAACGACAAAUUUGGCAAUGUUUGAGAAUCUCGGGUGUAGUUUUGGCACUUCGUAUGACUCCAUUGUCACCAAGUUUCCCCAUCCAUCAACUGGCGAUGAUGUUUUUGCCAUUUUAGAUGCUUGCCAUAUGCUCAAGCUAGCUCGCAAUUCUUUGGCUUUUCUUGGGUCAUUCCAUGGCUUAUUUCAAGAAAAGAUUGAAUGGAAAUACCUCUGCCACCUACAUGAAGUCCAGCAGUGUGAGGGACUCAAGCUCGCCAACAAGAUCUCCACAGAGCACAUCGAGUUCCAAAGACACAAGAUGAAUGUCAGCCUUGCUGCUCAAACCCUCAGCUCAUCUGUCGCAGAUGCUAUCGAGUUUCUUGAUAAAGUCCUGAAAACGAGUGAAUUUGAAGGGAGUGCAGCAACAGUCAAGUUUAUAAAGAUUGUUGACAGACUAUUUGACACUCUUAACUCAAGAAAUCCUCAUGGGAAAGGGUUUAAACAACCAUUGAAGAAUGUCAACAUUCCACAUUGGGAAAAUACAUUAGAAACAACAGCACAGUACCUGCUUAACCUCAAGUCAAGUUCGGGGCAGCUGCUCAUCACACACAGAAGGAAGACCUUCAUCCUUGGCUUUGUUAUCACCAUAAAGUCAACCAUUGAGAUGGCCAAACAGAUGCUCACCUUGCCUCAAGAUCCCUUCAAGUAUGUUUUAACAUACAAGUAUUCACAAGACCACAUCGAGCUCCUGUUUUCGUGCAUUAGAGCCAAAGGAGGAUGGAAUAACAACCCGAAUGUAUUGCAGUUCAAGGCUGCAGUAAGACGCCUGGUGCUUGGGAAUGCUGUGACUGCAUCGAAAACUGCCAACUGCAAGUUGCUUGAUGACAACUCCAUAAUCCCAUUCUUCCAUGCAAGAAAGAAUGCCACACCAUUAGCCAAGACAGCAAAUGAAGAGGAGGGAAAUGAAGAUUCCUCCACAGAGCAGCAUGAUGAGAGAUUGGAUAGAUUAAUCUCCCAAGUGGACUUCCAAGAGCCUACAGAACUGAAGGCAAACAUAUUAACUUACAUUGCUGGUCUUGUGGUGAAGAAGUUAUUGAAGCAAAUAAAAUGCAUAACAUGUAUUGAAAGUCUAACAAGUGGAUUCAUCUGCACCAACCACUACGAACAUGAUUACAGCCAAGCUCCAUAUCAAGAGAGAUCUCACAUGGCUCUCACACACUUCCUGAAUAAAGGGUCCUUGCAUAUACCCUCAAAGCUGGUUGUUUCCAUCAUCGAAUAUGCAGAAUACCUCUUUGUCCUAUAUGUUUCAAAUGAAACAUUUGACCAAAUUAACAUCAGUGAGAGGCUUAAUGCCAAGAUGGUCUUAGAAGUGUCAAGGUAUUUUGGGCAGGAAAAACCGGAAUUGUUACCUCCCUACCAUCUACCAGCAGCAAUUAACGAAAUGCCAACUGAAGACCACAGAUUGUGUCUGGUCAAGUAUGUUGCAAACACUUAUCUGAACCUAAGGUUGUCAUCUUAUGGCAAGAUAUAUUCUAAGGCAGUCGUUAACUUUG